AUGCUUGCGAGACUUGGGCUUUCUUUGGGUGUUCGCUCAAGGCCCGCGUUUGUGGUGCUAAACACACCGGUGCGUUCGGUAUCGCUGUUGGCGAAACUGCAUCCUUCAGUUGGGUCUUUCAAGAACGACCGCAGAGUCGGUAGAGGUCCAGCCAGUGGCCGUGGUAAAACUUCGACACGUGGUCAAAAGGGUCAGAAGGCUCGUGGAAAUGUGAAGCCUUGGUUUGAAGGUGGUCAGACACCAAUACACAAACUGUUUCCCAAGAGAGGUUUCUACAGACACAAUAAGAGGGAGUACAACGAGGUCAAGCUGUUGAGGAUAGCCGAAUACUAUAGAUCUGGUCUGUUGAAGCUGGAAGAUGGUGAGGUGUUGACGAUGCGCAAAAUGAAACAAUGUGGACUGGUAUCUGGUCCCAUGAAGGAUGGAGUUGCCAUUCUGGGAAACGGAAAGGCCGAGUAUGACUUGCCUAUAUCUAUUGAGGCUUCCAAGGCAAGUUUUGCUGCGAUCCGUGCCAUUGAAAGGGCCGGCGGAAAAUUUGUGGCCAAGUUCUUCAGCACUUCGUUAGGAUACCGUGCCCAUCACGCACCCAGGUGGUUCGUUAGAGAAAGAGGCUACUUGCCUAUCCAGGCAAAGCCAAUUGCCAGAAGAGACAUUUUGUUUUACAGUGAUGAGGCGAGGAGAGGAUACAUGAGCGAUGUUGAGCCACCAAAGAUUACCAGAAAAAGAUCACAGAAAAAGGAUGGUUCUGGAGAUCAGUCCAAGGGAGCCCCAGUGCUAACUGCUCUGGAAUCCCAGCUGCAAAGCACCUUGAGUAAUGAUGCCUCCAAGGGUAGUGCUGAUGCUUUUUUGAGCAACAAAGUAUUAUCGUUUAGUGAUUUGAGCAAAUAG
Messenger RNA from Kuraishia capsulata CBS 1993, 888 nucleotides. RefSeq lists its product as uncharacterized. Gene Ontology annotation, biological process: translation. The transcript has a single exon. Gene Ontology annotation, cellular component: mitochondrial large ribosomal subunit. NCBI's taxonomy places the organism in Eukaryota, Fungi, Ascomycota, Pichiomycetes, Pichiales, Pichiaceae. The record is from RefSeq and is a predicted model, not a curated record. Gene Ontology annotation, molecular function: structural constituent of ribosome. Bases 1 to 888 code for a protein of 295 amino acids.